Messenger RNA from Vidua chalybeata, 4261 nucleotides. RefSeq names its product zinc finger protein 70-like. The transcript is spliced from 3 exons. Gene Ontology annotation, cellular component: nucleus. Gene Ontology annotation, molecular function: DNA-binding transcription factor activity, RNA polymerase II-specific; RNA polymerase II transcription regulatory region sequence-specific DNA binding. Gene Ontology annotation, biological process: regulation of transcription by RNA polymerase II. The record is from RefSeq and is a predicted model, not a curated record. Lineage: Eukaryota; Metazoa; Chordata; Aves; Passeriformes; Viduidae. Bases 1 to 1686 code for a protein of 561 amino acids.
AUGGCGGCUGGGCGCGGGCGCGCAGCCGCGGACGAGGUGGCCGAGUGGGAGGAGGAGCAGCCAGGUGAGGAGGAGGAAGGGCCAGGUGAGGAAGGAACCGGUGAAGAACCAGGUGAGGAGGAAGAUCCAGGUGAGGAGGAAGAUCCAGGUGAGGAGGAAGAUGCAGGUGAUGAUGAAGACCCAGGUGAUGAAGACCCAGGUGAUGAAGAUGCAGGUGAGGAGGAAGACCCAGGUGAGGAAGAUGCAGGUGAUGAUGAAGACCCAGGUGAUGAAGAUGCAGGUGAUGAUGAAGACCCAGGUGAUGAUGAAGACCCAGGUGAUGAAGAUGCAGGUGAAGGGAACCCAGGUGACGACGACGACGACCCCGAGCCAGGUGCGGCCCUCCAGGUGCGCCCCUCUCCAGGUGACCCCUCCACCUCCCGCCUCCGCCGGCCCCGCCUUUACCUGCGGCCACGCCCAGCCGCGGAAGAGCCCGGCCCCUCCCACCUGCAGGCGCCCUGGGACCACCCAGGCGCGCCGGGGGCCGCCUCACCUGAGCCAGGUGCGCCGGCCUUCGUGCAGCUCAUCGACGAGCGCGGCGUCUACUCCACGGCCAAGCUGGUGCUGGGCGGCCGCUCAGGUGCGCCAGGCGCGCCAGGUGAGGAGGAGGAGGAGGAGGAUGAGGAAGAGCGCCGAGCCCCGCCCGAGGAGGAAGAGGAGGAGGAGGAGGAAGAGCUCCCCGCUCACCUGGAGAUCCGCCAGGUGAUCGUGGCCGAGAAGCCCUUCCAGUGCCCCGUGUGCCACAAGGGCUUCAAGCGCACCUGGGAGCUGCUGAGCCACCAGGUGGUGCACACCGAGGCGCGGCCCUACACCUGCCACCUGUGCCGCGCCACCUUCAAGCGCCACUCGGACUUCAAGAGCCACGGGCUGGUGCACACGGAGGAGCGGCCGCACAGGUGCGACCUGUGCGGGAAGCGCUUCAAGCGCUCCUCCAACCUGCAGGAGCACCGCCGCAUCCACAGCGGCGAGCGCCCCUUCACCUGCCCCAGGUGCGCCAAGGGCUUCAAGACGCCCUACGAGCGCCAGCGCCACGCCCUGACCCACCUGGCGGCCGAGAAGCCCUUCAGGUGCGGCGAGUGCGGCAAGGAUUUCCCGGCGGCCAACGCGCUGCUGCUGCACCGGCGGCACAGGUGCCAGGACAAGCCGCACACCUGCGGCGUCUGCGGGAAGCGCUUCACCUACGGCCACUCCCUGAAGGUGCACGAGCGCGUGCACACGGGCGACCGGCCCUUCAGGUGCGCGCUCUGCGGCAAGGCCUUCAAGCAGAGCAACGCGCUGGCCUCGCACGAGCGUGUGCACACAGGUGAGCGCCCCUUCGCCUGCCGCACCUGCGGCAAGGCCUUCAAGCAGUCGUCCUACCUGGCCAUCCACCAGCGGGCGCACACGGGCGAGCGGCCCUACAGGUGCGAGGCGUGCGGCAAGGCGUUCGCCCGGCCCUCGCUGCUGCUGCAGCACCGGCGCGUGCACAGCCAGGUGAGGCCGCACCAGUGCAGCCACUGCCACAAGUUCUUCAAGGACCUGGCGUACCUGGCCGUGCACGAGAAGGUGCACACAGGUGAGACGCCCUACAAGUGCGGCGUGUGCGCCAAGGGCUUCGCGCACCCCUCCAACCUGCUGCAGCACCAGCGCGUGCACCGCGACACCUGAGCCGCGCGCCAGGUGAGCACCUGUGCUCACCCGGAAAGGUGCGGCGUCCUCGGCCGAGCGCCGUGGGCGGAGCCCCAGGUGAGAGGACUCGGUGGCUGUGAGCCCCGGCAGGUGUGGACCCCAAAAACGGAGUUUGGACCCCAAAACCGCAGCAGGAACACCUGGACUGCAACACCUGAACCUCAGGUGUGGGGACUCCAGAACUGCACACCUGGACAGGUGUGGGAACCCAAAAAUCUCCUAUGGAACCCCAAAACUGCAGCAGGAACACCUGGACUGCAACACCUGAGCCCCAGGUGUAGGAACCCCAGAACUGCACACCUGGACAGGUGUGGCCCCAGCACUCGCGGCCCCGCCAGGUGAGGCCGCACCAGUGCGGCCACUGCCACAAGUUCUUCAAGGACCUGGCGUACCUGGCCGUGCACGAGAAGGUGCACACAGGUGAGACGCCCUACAAGUGCGGCGUGUGCGCCAAGGGCUUCGCGCACCCCUCCAACCUGCUGCAGCACCAGCGCGUGCACCGCGACACCUGAGCCGCGCGCCAGGUGAGCACCUGUGCUCACCCGGAAAGGUGCGGCGUCCUCGGCCGAGCGCCGUGGGCGGAGCCCCAGGUGAGAGGACUCAGUAGCUGUGAGCCCCGGCAGGUGUGGAACUCAAAGGUGCAGCAGCAACACCUGGACUGUGUUACCUGAGCCCCAGGUGAGGGGACUCAUUACCUGUGAGCCUGGACAGGUGUGGACCCCAAAAAUGGAGUUUGGACCCCAAAACUGCAGCAGGAACACCUGGACUGCGACACCUGAGCCUCAGGUGAGGGGACUUCAGAGCUGCACACCUGGACAGGUGUGGACUCCAAAAAUCUGUGGACCCCAAAACCGCAGCAGGAACAGCUGGACUGCGACACCUGAGCUCCAGGUGAGGGGACUCAUUACCUGUGAGCCCGGGCAGGUGUGGACCCCAAAAAUGGAGUUUGGACCCCAAAACUGCAGCAGGAACACCUGGACUGCGACACCUGAGCCCCAGGUGAGGGGACUUCAGAACUGCACACCUGGACAGGUGUGGAACCCAAAAAUCUCCUGUGGAACCUAAAACUGCAGCAGGAACACCUGGACUGCAGCACCUGAGCCACAGGUGAGAGGACUCGGUGGCUGUGAGCCCGGACAGGUGUGGACCCCAAAAAUGGAGUUUGGACCCCAAAACUGCAGCAGGAACACCUGGACUGCAACACCUGAACCUCAGGUGUGGGAACCCCAGAACUGCACACCUGGACAGGUGUGGACCCCAAAAAUCUCCUGAAUGGAGCCUGGUGGGCUCCAGAACUGCAGCAGCAACACCUGGACUGCAACACCUGAGCCCCAGGUGAGGGGACUCAUUACCUGUGGGCCCGGACAGGUGUGGGAACCCAAAAAUCGCCUGUGGACCUCAAAAAGGUGCAGUAGGAACACCUGGACUGUGACACCUGAGCCCCAGGUGUGGGAAUUCCAGAACUGCACACCUGGACAGGUGUAGGAACCCCAGAACUGCACACCUGGACAGGUGUGGUCUCCACAAAUCUCCUAUGGAACCCAAAACUGCAGCAGGAACACCUGGACUGCAACACCUGAGCCCCAGGUGAGGGGAUCCUGACCAGGUGUGAACCCCAAAAUCUGCAGCACCUGAGGCACAAGUGAGGGGAUCCUGGCCAGGUGUGGACCCAAAAACUCUUCCUCAUCUGCACCUGAAGCACCUGAGCCCCAGGUGAGGGACUGCUGGACAGGUGUGAACCCCAGACUCUGCAGCACCUGAGGCACAGGUGAGGGGUCACACCUGAGCUGUGACGUCACCAACAGCGGACGAGGAACUGAGGGACCCCCACGGUUCACCUGUAGCCAGGUGUGACCCCAGCGCUGCGAGGACUCACCUGGGCACGCACCUGGGCACUCACCUGGGCACUCACCUGGGCCCAGGAUGGACUGGUGUGGAUUUGGGGAGCUCCAGGUGCACCUGGAUGGGACAGGUGCACACCUGGAUGGGGCAGGUGCACACCUGGAUGGGAUGGGUGCACACCUGGAUGGGACAGGUGCACACCUGGAUGGGACAGGUGCACACCUGGAUGAGGUGUGUGCACACCUGGAUGGGACAGGUGCACACCUGGGUGGGGCGGGGCCUUUCCAGGGCCUGGAUUUUCCCUCUUGGACAAUGGGACAGGGACAGCUCACCUGGGCACACCUGAGCACACCUGAGCUUACCUCAGCAUACCUGGGGCACACAUGAGCACACCUGGGCACACCUGAGAUCACCUGGGGCACACCUGAACACACCUGGGGCACACCUGAGCUCACCUGGACACACCUGGAACUCACAUGAACACACCUGAGCUGACCUGGGCACACCUGAUCAUACCUGGGGCACACCUGAGCUCACCUGGACACACCUGGGGCACACCUGAACACACCUGGGGCACACCUGAGCUCCUCUAGGGCACACCUGAACACACCUGGGCACUCCUGUCUCACCUGUCCCACCUUUCCGGGCGGUACCUGUAGCGCUGGGGGCGGGGCACACCUGGAUCGUUCAUUAAAGGAUCGUUAAUCGAUGA